GGCUAUUAUCGGUACACACCGACAUACAGCCGUCGUGCAUGCGAGCAUAGCUGAGCGCGGGCUUUUUGAAAGCAGUCGUACGUGGCCUCGUUGGCCGAAAUCUCUGCGAUGCCUCUAUACUUAUACAGCGCGAAAAGAACCUAUAACGCAAAGCGGAGAGCGUGCGGCGAGUUAUGUACGCCUGGUAUAUAUACAUAGGAGAAGUCACGAGUACACGCGCACACAAGGCCGCUUGGCUUUAUCGACGUUUCUUGUGCACGCACGGAUGCAUGAGCGCAUAAUCGCAGGCGUACCUCACUACACUCGGGAAUGUUAGAGCGAGAAACGCAUAGAGCGACACGGCGAUACGGGAGCGAGAGGGACGAUUAACCGCACAUGCACGAAAUAUGAACGUGCGCUUUUUUCGCGCGCCUGUGUGCCACCGCGGGUAUACGUGCGUCCGCGUGUGUAUAGUCGCACAGAGAUACGAGGUAUAAGGAGAGAGAGAGAGAGAGAGAGAGAGAGAGAGAGAGAGAGAGAUGCGGGCGACAAGGAGCGAGCUAGUUUGGCGGCGGCGGCAGCUCCGAUUCGAGGCGAUCCCGAGGCGCGUCGCGCGCGGCGUUCUUCGCCUCCUCCGCGCUCGCGUACGAGCAAGAGAAAGAAAGAGCGAGAACGAGAGAGAGAGAGAGAGAGAGAGAGAGAGAGAGAGAGAGAGAGAGAGAGAGAGAGAGAGAGAGAGAGAGAGAGAGCAGCAGCACAGCCCGCCGGCGAGGCAAGCUGCCGUGCAUGUAGAAUAACGAACGCUAGUCGUCGGCUCGCCUCGACUCUCUCGUGCGCGGAUCGGAUCUCGAUUUCCGCGCUCUACAGUGCGACACUGCGCCAGAAGAAGAGGACACAUCGUCGUCGACGCCGCCGCGUGGCAAAGUAUCUUGACAGCGCGAUUUUUCCUGGAGACGAGCCGACCCGCUAGCAGUAGACAUGACGAGGAGACACGUGUGACCAGUGCCGACUGUGCGUUCGUACCAGUGCGUGUGUGCGAGUGCUGUACGUAUAGCUAUAUAAAUACGUAUAUAAAACAUAGUGGACGCAAGUGCUGCAGGAGAGACAGAGAAAAGAGCGUCGGGCCAUCCACGUGUGUCAUGACGGACGCGCGUAUAAUUUUCUAGUACGUCGGUAUGUAGGCUUUUGCUUCUAUUUGCGUGUGUGCGUGUGCUCUGCCGUGCUCUCCGAGUGCUUCUGUAUAUAGAAUCUGGGUCGAAAUUUUCGCCGCCGCCUGCAGAACAGCUGAUCGUCGCUUUUCCUCUGGUCCGACACGCUACUGUACUGUGAUGUAUCGUGCGAAUCAAAAAGCUCUCCCUCACAUAGCGAGCCGAGUUUGUUGGUAAAUAUUCAGGCGAAGGAAAGAAGAGCACUGAGCAGGGCAUCACCUAUUGUGCACGCGCUGCGCGAACCGUAGCCUGCAAUUUUCGGAUUACCGCUAUGCAAACGUCGCGCGUAAAAGUGAGUCAAAGGCGCAUUCCGCGAAGAGCCGAUAUUCACAUAUACAUACCGCCGCGCAGCACUGAUUCACUUCCUCCGAUUAUCAAACGGCAGAAAAUCAGUUCCUCGUCCCGACUCGAUGUCUUUCAUUCUCGUAUUUCGAUGCUCGCUAUACCAGGUGCGUGCACUGCUCGUCGCUUCCAGCAGACCGCGCGGAAAUAAAACCGACUCAGUGACGCGUAUGCGCAGCGUGAUGUACGCGGAAAUUAUCAAAAAUCCGCUGCUUUUACAGAGCUGAUUCACCUGACGUAGACACGACGACGUUAUACCACAUUUUCGCGUUUCCUCGGCUCGCGCAACACCGAACUCUUGGAUAUUCGUGUCCGUCAAUUUACCUGCAGUGCGCUGCGCACGUGUGCGUGAUUCAUGCACACCUUUACGCGAAAGAGCGUAAUUCUAAUGAGCGCGUAAUCUUCAUUCAUGUUGCUCUGGAGAUGCACACAUGACCGUCACGUAAGUCGAGCUACUCUUUGAGAGAUACACCUUCGCGCGUUGUUUACACCGGCUGAUCGAGUUCUACACGGGGACACUGUGCUUUUGUAUACAGCCGGACGACAGCGCACGGGAUGUUCCGCGUGAUAAGAAAAAUGUGCCGCCGACGAUUUUGUAUCGCGCCUCUCGCCGCGUAAUGGCUUUUUUAGCGUUUCUGCUUAGAGCUCGCCGCGAUAGCAGGGACGACUCACGCGAUUAACAGAUGCGUUGAAGAAUCGCGUCGAAAAAUUUGUACACAAGUUUUUUUCUCCUUCUGCCUACAACAGCUUGACGAGAUUGAUUAUUACGAGGAGGGAUGAUUGAUUAUGGUUUUAUACACGCGGAGUCGCGCGCCGCAAAACAAUGUAUUGCACACACUGACAUAAUUUUUCCGAUGCGUACGUCACGUUUAAAUAAACCGCUGAGCUGGGUAAGCGUUAACAAUAAAACCCGCAUCGCGGCAGCGUUACGACUUUUGAGAAAACUUACAUUCAUGCCAAGCCUCCGCAUUAUCUACUUCACUUUGUUGCCCAUCGGUCCGGCUUAAAUAUACUCAUCUAUUAAUACUCGAAUCGCGAGUGGCAGCCACCUCCCCUACUCCUCCUUCACUUUCAUUAAUAAAAAUCCGAAUAACCGCGCACAGUCGCCUCCGAAGUAUCCAACUGCACAUCCACCUUUGUUAGAGAGAAACAGAGAGAAAGAAAAGAGGAUCCCGUGAUCUCCUCUCGUGUGAAUCAUCAUCGCAGCCGGCAAACGCAGCCUAUAUAAUCGCUCAGGCGACAAUAACGCGCUCGCCAUCAAAGCGGUGGCUGAUCGAGUCCAACGACUCGGACUGAUGGAAUUAAGCGUGGGCGUGAGGCUGCGGCGAAGAAAGACGCACGUGGCCGGAAGAAUAUUAUGUACGAGCGCGGUAUAGAGCGUGGUAUAGACGGGAGCGAGGUCUAGCCUUCUAACUAUGCAGGUCGGCGCGAUUUCGGCUCUGGCGAAAAAUUGGAUUUCGAAAGGUUUUUCUGGCGGGAACCGGACAGCACUCUCUGAUGGAUUCUCGAAAUAGCGCCUGCCGGCUGGGAAAUAAAUAUUGUUUGUUAGACGGCCGCCCCGAAGAUUGCAUAUUAUCGCGAGAAGGAGAGAGCUUCGUAUAUUUUGGAGCUUUAUCGAUAUCUUUGCUUUGCACGCGGCGGUAUUGUGUGAGUGGUUGGGAUUAAAUGUGACGUUCUUUUUUUUUAAUUUACGAGCAUCUUCAGUCGCCAUGAGAUAACGUAGUUUUCGAGAACGAAAUCUUGGCUUAUCGAAACUCUUCAUCUUGCGCGAUUAAUUUUCACGUUAUAAUUGUCCAUUGGCCGACUAAUGCAGUCACCGCAAAACGAAGCGUUGAUGGCGCACGAAGUGACCGUCGCGGGCGAUGAUUCAUCUCGAUGCGGUGGAUCUCUUUAAUGAAACGUAUCAUUUUCAAUUUCGGUUUUAUAAUACUCACACUAAUCCGAAGACUGGCAGCUUCGUCCGAUCUAAAUUAUACGGAAAUUAAGCUAAAAACACGGGAGAGGACGCUUCAGGAAUGCAGCGACUUAACUGACACUUUUCCGUCGCAGCGUUUGGGAAAAUUUCUCGUUAGCUAUUGCCCCGCGAUAAUUGGCUUUAUAGUAUUCAAUCAGAACAACGGAGACGAUGAACAAUUUUUUUUCUCGAAAGUCGAGAUAAAAGAAUACUUUUGCAAAAGUUACGUCACCGUCCAAUCAGUCGCUCGCUAACAAAGCCGUUUCUCACCUGUACGGAAAACUACGCGCUUGGUAAAAGGCUUUCUCGGCUCGAGGCUAUACCACACGUAUACCAGACAAUUGUCAGCGACACCAUAAUUCAAAGUGGUUAUAAGGGGACGGUGUGCAGCGGCCUAUCGCGGACAAGUGCAGCAUUAUCAUUCGCCGCGCGUAUUGCCACUCUUGCGUCGCGCGACAAGUAUUCGCACGUACACAGACCAGUCUGUUUUUGCGCGGCUUUCGUCGUUACGUUCCGAUUUGUUUUACGAGCGAUCGCCAGAAGAAAAACGUUGCGCGACGGGUGAACGAAAAAAAAAACGUAAACAGACGCGACUGCCGCUUUCUUUUUGUUGUUAGUCGGAGAGCUACGCUUCCUCAAGAAAAAAGGUGCGCUGAUUAUAAAUCGUAAUGAUUGGCAUGAUUGUAACUGUAAAAUUAUCAUACCUGCUGUCUGGAUGAGAUGUUGCUUCAAUCGCUUUGUACGAAAACCUGUAUUGUUUGCGAAAAAUCGAUUAACGCGAAAGCAUUCGAGCAUAAGAUUGACGAGAGAAAAAUAUUUGAUGCCGAUAAGGCUACAACUAUUCAGGCUUUUUCACCAAACAUAAUGAUAUAUGCUCUUGUGUAUUGUACAGCUUCACCUGCGUCCGAAGUGAAUGUACGACACGCUCUUACAAGUCUCGUUUACACACUCGAAUUCGCGCGAUAAUGGAAAAAAUUAGCGCACAUUAUCGCGUCUUUAUUUCUUAAUGAGGCAGAACUGCGGCCGAUUAGCAGUUGAAACUAUAUUGCUCACGUUCACUGCCCUUAAAAAUCGACCUACCUGCGACGCGCAUCGAGUGUGCGCAGCGACCGAGAAAUUAUAUUAUAUCUCGAAUUUUCAAGUUGCACCGCGCUUAAACACAAUAGUGCACGUGUCGAGCUGGUGGAAUUUGAAUUUUACGAGUUUUAAUUUAUUCAACAAAUUGAGCGCUUUACAUAACAGAGUCGAUUAGGCGAAUUCAAACUGUUGAUUGUUAUUUAAUAAGUGGGCAAAUAUAGAUAAGAUAAUUAUUAUUCUUCAGAUUCCUCGUAAUCAUAGAUCGUGAUUUUGAUUUUCUAAGCUUUUAUAAGAGAAUCCGCGGUUGUACAUCAUUGUGCAAGCAUAACUUCGCCAUUUUUGUAUAUUUUAUUGUAGCUAUUAUACGGUUAUCAUUUUUCUAUUAUUAAACAAGCCGAUUAAAUACAAAACGUCCUUGCACAUUUCCAUGGAAAAAAGAGCGUGUUCAAAACCGUCCAUAUAUCACUUCCGAACGAGAUAUAAGGCAACAAAAGAUAGUCUCUUUCUCCCUCCCCCUCAUAUUUUAACAAUAACAAGACCGCGCCGCCGCGCAGCGUUACCCAAACUGUGUCGUAACAGGCCAUCAUCGUCGAGAACCUUGCUGAUUGCGGAGAAAAACAUAAUCUUUACGGAAUCUCACACUCGCACACACACCCGCAUAAUCGCCUUGCACACCGAUAACGAUUCAGUACCCUGAUAAGCUCUAGAGCGAAUGCAACAGCAGCAGCCUCGUGCCUUUGGCCUUUAUCGAACGACUCGGCUUUUUUUCGUAUAAUCGUUCCUUCGCGCGCGUGAUAACCCAGUGACGCCGAUUGUCACGAUGAAAGUGCAAUAAUAGUGGUGCAUAUAUGCGCGUCCUUGAAUCAGCUGUCGAGUAGCGAUGAUCGUCGAUGCGCCGAGAGAGAUCGUCGUGGAUUUCGAUACUGCUACUGUCGAGGUGUUUUUGCAUUUUCGCGCUUAUGAGAUCGUUACCGCGAGAAGUUGUCAUUAAGUUUCGCUUCGUUUCGCUUACGAGUGUGACGUCAAUAAGUACAGGUGGCCGUUAAUUACUUGUAAUGCGACACAAAAUCAUAUCAACGCGGGCUUUUAUGCAGAUUCGCGAGUGUUUAGCAAGCUGUGCGAUAAUUGCACGCUCGAUUAGGCGCGAGAACGGCGUCGAAAAUCUGUUGUUUAAUCAUCUUUUAUUUUCGUUUAAGAAUAGAUUGUAUGCGAUCAUGCAGACGCAAAAUCAUUAAUCGCGUGUGUUCUAAAAUUAUCCGAAAUUCAUUGAAAAGCCAUUUGCUCUGGAAGCAGUUGCAUCCUCGAGUCAUCACAUCAGAAACCAGCGUUUUCAUAGACGCACUAAUAAUAAGUAAUGUCGCGAAAAAAUUGCUCGUAACCCCCGCUCGCUCUUCGCGCCGAUCGAUCGGCCAUAUAGCGCGUAAUUGCUCGAUUAAAUCGAUCGAGAGUAUCGAUGACCAAUGAGUCAGCCAAAGCUUCAGCAUCUCGCACUUCCCUAUUCUCAAUCGAGCAUCGUCGACUGGUGUUUGCAGAGCUUUGCGCGUUUAUAUCGGCACUUGUCUUUUCGUAAACAAACUGCAGCGCGCGACGUCGAUCAGGAUAAACAGAUCAAUCCAUUAUGCAAUUCGCCGACGACAAAGCACCGCCGAUCUUUCACUUCGCUUCGCUCGAGCUUUACACAAUUGUCGAGGUAUUGUAAUAAUCGAGUCCCUGCUUCUCCUCUACGGGCGUUGAAGGAAACGCUCGUCUCCGCUGUUUGCACUGGUCUUACGCCGUGCUCGGCUCAUUCUGCUUAACCCACAUAUAUUACAGACGGCGCAUCAUCCUUUAGCUCUUGCAUUUCCACGAAUAUAAGUGUAUAAGUUUUAUCUGAGCGUGCUGUGCUACGUAUAGUAGAAUAAAUAUUGUCCAUGUAAACGCACUGCGUGUAAUAUAACGUGUAUAUUCGCGUGGUAUUCACGAAAGACCUUCUCUCUCUCUCUCUCUCUGUUUCACGCAAGCCUAGGUCACGACGACGCGUCAUGCGAAGAUGGAGCCGAUUUGCGCGCCGAGCGAUAAGGAAGAGCCGCCGGUAACGAUGAGUCCCGACGUCGUCGUCGAUCCUCCUGUCGUCGUCGCGACGUCGCCAACGCCUCCGAGCAGCCGCAACAGCAGCAGCAGUAGCAGCUCUUUAUCCUCGCCCUCGCCGCCAUCGUCGCCGUCCCCGCCACUCACGAUGGUCCACGUCAAGCCCAAGAGUCCGGCCGUCAACGGCGUGCUUGCCAAACCCAGCCCCGAGUCUACCCCUGCUACUCAGAAUUUACAGAACGCUGUGAUCGCCCAGAAUGUGCAUAACGAGAAGAGCGCGCUGCCCCUCACGAGGAUACCCGUCCCCGUGCCCGUGAUCAAGACAAACUGUCACUUGAGGAAGAUGAGCACCAUGAUGGAGGAGGACAGCUCCGACGAUCUGGACAACGACUGCCCGAACAGCGCCCGCAGCGUAGCAAGCAGCCACGCGGACAACGACUCGGACUCGACGUACGAGGAGCGCGGUCGUCUCCUUUCGGCAGACUCGGCCUCGACCUCGCCGACCACGAGGACGACCCACCAGCUGUCAAGUCGAGGCAGCAGUCGGCGCAACAGUCCGACGGUGAACAAGCGCUCGGCCUGCAGCAGCCUCCACGACAGCGCGGACAGCUUCCACGAGAAGUCCCCGCUGCGCCGACCUCCCACAGCCACGGCGAACGGCCACCACCGCGAGCUCCGGCCUCUCGAAUGGUACACGAGCCACCGACGUGGGACUACCCCGGCCGAGCCCGUCUCCUCGAGGCACUGCAGCCGACAUCCCAGCAUGCGCUCGCUCAAGUCCAGCUCGGCCAGCGACGAGCAUCAGCACUCGAUCCAGCUAAUGCAGCAGCAGCACUACUGCCACCCGCACCAGCAGCAGGCUCAGCAGCUGUACCCGGUGAACGCGUGCAACAGCUGGGGCUCGAUCCUGUUCCCGGAAAACGGCAGCGUGAACAUGGCGGCACGAGUUUACCCGCCGGAUUCCGUGUCGAUACGCUCUCUGGCAUCGAUCGGGAUGGGCUCGUCUGACGGCAGAAAGCUCACCAUCCGGAGGGUACCAACCUCGCCCUCCGAGCUCCUCAACAUGGUCCAUCCACCUACUCCGGUGGAGGACGACAUGUCGACGUGCACGAGCUUCGACGACGGCGACGCCGAGGACCCGGGCGAGUAUCGACAGCCAAGGCGACCACACUGGGAGAACAAGGUACAGUUCGUCCUCGCCUGCAUCGGAUACUCGGUUGGACUCGGCAAUGUUUGGAGGUUUCCUUAUCUGUGUUACAAGAGCGGAGGAGGCGUAUUCCUAAUACCUUACUUUUUAAUACUCAUCGUGUGCGGCGUGCCCUUGCUCUACAUGGAGCUGAGCAUCGGGCAGUUCACGCGCCGCGGACCCAUCGGCGCCCUCGGACAGAUCUGUCCUCUGUUCAAAGGAGCGGGCCUGUCGUCGGUCGUCAUAUCGUUCCUGAUGUCAACUUACCACAACGUCAUAAUUGCCUACGCGAUCUACUACUUCUUCACGGGCUGCAAGCCCAUACAGCCGUGGUCGAGGUGCCGGAACAAGUGGAACUCGCCGGACUGCUGGUCGGCCGACGUCAUGACCAACAACAACAACACUCGGCCGAAGCACCCGAAAAUACCCUCGGCUGAGUUUUUUGACAACAAAGUGCUGCAGAUAAGCUCGGGGAUCGAGGAGCCCGGGAUGUUGAGGUGGGAGCUUGCGGCCUGCCUGAUAAGCGCUUGGGUGAUCGUGUACUUCUCCAUAUGGAAGUCGAUAAAGUCGUCGGCGCGCGUCAGGUACCUCACGGCAACACUCCCAUUCCUAUUAAUAUUCAUCUUUCUCACCCGGUCCCUCACCCUCGAAGGUGCUGACAAGGGCCUCCAGUUCUUCUUUCGGCCGGACUGGCAACUGCUCAAAGACGCCAAGGUCUGGGUUAACGCAGCCGCGCAGAUCUUCAAUUCCGUGGGCAUAGCCUUCGGGUCGAUGAUCUGCUUCGCGAGCUACAACAAGUUCCACAACAACAUCCUCAUAGACACAGUGGCUGUGUCGCUGAUCAACGCCUGCAGCUGUCUGCUCGUCGGCAUAUUCGCCUUCGCCACGAUCGGCAACAUCGCCGUCGAACAGAACAUGACCGUACCGGAAGUCCUCAGCGAUGGACCCGGUCUGGUAUUCGUGGUUUAUCCACAGGCUUUGGCCAAAAUGCCAUGGCCACAGAUGUGGGCAAUGCUCUUCUUCUUUAUGCUGGUCUGCUUGUCACUUAACAGCCAGUUCGCGAUAGUCGAGGUAGUGGUCACGUCCAUACAGGACGGCUUUCCUAAAUGGGUGAAGAAACACCUCCUGUGUCACGAGAUGUUAGUUCUGCUAGUGUGUAUAGUUUCCUUCUUGUUCGGUUUGCCGAACAUAACACAGGGUGGCAUCUACUUCUUCCAGCUGAUAGACCACUACGCCGCCUCGAUAUCCAUAAUGUUCCUGGCGUUCUUCGAAGUCAUCGCCAUCUCGUGGUUCUACGGCGUGCGUCGAUUGUGCAGCAACGUGAAGGAGAUGACUGGCCGCGUGCCGUCGAUAUAUUUUCGCUUCUGCUGGCUCGUAGCGUCUCCUCUCCUGAUAAUGGCGGUGUGGGUGUUCAGCCUCAUCGAUUACGAGCCACCUCACUACACGAGAUCGGACGGCAAAUACACGUACCCUUGGUGGGCGGAGGCCAUCGGCUGGGGUAUCGCCUCGCUUUCACUAGUCUGCAUUCCCGCCUUCGCCAUCUACGUUUUCGUACAAGCGGAAGGGACCACUUUUACCGAAAAACUGCGAAACUCAAUAAAGCCGGACUUCGAGGCGUGCGAGAUCUGCGGCCAGGAGUACUGUACCGAGCCGUCGCAUAGUAAUGAGGACGACGUUCUCAAGGAGCCGCUCCACGAGAUGAACAACGUCAUUAAGGUGGUGCAGACGUACCAACCGCCGAAAGUACAGCCCUGAGUCGAGACGAAAGCUCGGCUAUAGAAGGACCUUUCCUCUCUCUCUUACUCUCUCUAUCACUCUCUUUGCGAAGAUCGGAGCCGAGCUGAAGCAUCCCGUCGCUGGAUUCUCGCAACUACUUUCCACAAAAGAUCUGCGAGGAAUUGCCUUCACGCGGCACCCGAUGAGCUCCGAGAGCCUAGCAAGAUUAAUGAAAAUAAACGUAGAUUUCCUCGUUUACUCACGAGGAGAUCGGCGACGACGAGCUGAUUAUUUCAGUUACAUAAAUUUUACUUCUUUAUUCCUUAGACAUUCCGAUUGUCAGCUUUAACGUCGCCCGUACGCGAUUUUAAGAGUAAACGAAGCGACUCACGCGCUAUAGAUCGAUGAGAUAAUUUAAUUACUUAGGUUUGUUGAACGACUAUGUUGACGAUGAUGGUGAUGAUAUGCGUGGAUACGCGAGAGAUCGAAGAACGAAAUACCAAGUGUUUUCUUCUUGUGAACAAAAUACAGUUUUUGUCUGAAUGAAUUUACUGCUGCAAUUAUUGUUAUUAUAAAUCUCGAGAUACUCUGUACCUUGUAAAUGAAGAUUAGCGAGAUACAGACAUAUCAUUGGAAUCAAGUGUUCAUUAUAUAAUUGAAGAAAAAAUCAUUAAAAAAACUUUAUUUUUUCAAUAAAAAAAGUACUAAAGAAUUUGAUUAUCAAACGACGGCGCCAAUGGCCAAUUUUAUAGGCUCUUACUAAACCGAGCAAAUUACAUCCUCCAAGAAAAUUAAUUAGAUAAUCAAGAGUGUCAAAAGUUCAUCGUCAAUAGGUGCGAGAAUAGCGCGGUAAAUGGAAAGUCAAACAAACAAAUCUCCCAGGAUUUGCAUAACUCAUCGUGUACCUAAUGCUGCGAGCUCAAGUAGCUGAACGGCGAAGGAAAACGAGAAGAACUUGCACAGGCGGCGACAUACAAAACGAGUCGUCGUCGUCAUCGGGUCCCAAUCGGGCGAUAAAUCAGCGGCGUCAACCAACUUGGGAUGCAACUUGUUUUAUUUCAUAUGAAUAUACAAUUACAGUACCAUGCGCUGUGUCAUAGGUUAUAUAUCUGUAUAAAAGAAAGUGUAGAUAAAGCUACCGCUCGUUAUA
Molecule: messenger RNA, 10679 nt
Organism: Nasonia vitripennis (jewel wasp)
Lineage: Eukaryota; Metazoa; Arthropoda; Insecta; Hymenoptera; Pteromalidae
Gene: ine
Product: sodium- and chloride-dependent GABA transporter ine
Exons: 14
Coding region: 6590-9568 (992 amino acids)
Biological process (GO): sodium ion transmembrane transport
Cellular component (GO): membrane
Source: RefSeq, a predicted model, not a curated record